Zychaea mexicana is the source of this 1199-nucleotide messenger RNA. RefSeq lists its product as uncharacterized. NCBI's taxonomy places the organism in Eukaryota, Fungi, Mucoromycota, Mucoromycetes, Mucorales, Lichtheimiaceae. The transcript has a single exon. The coding region runs from base 136 to 1188 and encodes 350 amino acids. The record is from RefSeq and is a predicted model, not a curated record.
ACUGCUCGAAUUGAUGAUCAAAGUUCGUAUACGAUCCGCCGGCAAAUCAGCGGGCUCCCUUCUUUCCCUACUUUGUCGGUUUCCUUUACACCACCUUUUGUAUAAUAUAAAUAUGUUUCUUUCUUAUUUGAGAUUAUGAAACAUACCCUAGCCCCAUGUCUAAAAAAUGCAUUCGAUCCCACAUGCGCUGAUCCAGUAGUUCGAAAACGGCAAAAGUCGUCUUACGGCAGCAACAAAGAGUGGGAUCACGAACCAUGGCUCGUUCAGCAACACCGUCGUCUUCGUCAUAAAAAGAUUAGCCAGCAAUCUAAAUCAUCACCUUCGGCAACAGCAACGGAAUCUUCUUUGGCAAUCACUAGCAACGGACAAGAACAACAACAACAGCCCCCAAAAUUAGGGGUCGAUCCAACCCUGUUAGCAUCCAUUGUAGAGAGUCAUGGCGUGACACGUAUUCAACGUCUCGCGCAACUCACAGAUCUGGAUCAACUUGUCUACGUUCUCGAUCACCUGAAUAACCUGGAUUACGACAAUGCUGUGACUAUUGACGAUGAAACUAUAAUAGAAGCGUGUCGACAAGCGGACGCCAUACCCCACCAACACGCCGUUCAAUUGUUACGCGCGUUUGUUACUCCUCGUUUGAUAAAAGCUGCCACGUUACUACCACGUCAAGUCAGUCAACAGCUAUUACAAAUCCAAAAUCAUCGGGCCGUAUUGCAAGGGAUUAUUCUGGAAGUAUUAUGUCCACUGCAGCAGCAGCAGCAGCAGCAGCAGCAGCAGGAUGCUAGUGCUUCAAAGAGUAACAACAACAACAAUAACCAGAUCAUUGUAAAACUCGUACAGCAGUUUUCGCCAGCGCUGCGACAUUCAUUGAUUACGGAUAUGCUUCAAAAGCGGCCCUGGAAGCAACAAGCUGCAAUUAUCACGGUGGUGGAUAAAGCAAUGUCCCAGCAACCCUUAUUGACAACAUUACCUCUGAGUGAAUUACUGCAUGCAAUCAAGCUGGGUGUUCAGAUGGAUCCCAAAGCUAAAGGAUAUAUGCAGUUACUGUUAACUUUGACGAGCAAAUAUGGUUCCUUGUUGGUCUCACAUUUGGAUACAGUAGAACAAAUAGCUCAAACAAGUGACAUGUUUUUGAAACGUGCUGUAUUAGGCCAAGUAGCAUCAAUACGAAAGAAACUGACUGAAUAAAGAGAAAAAAC